AUGACAGCCUCACAGCGUAUAAUCAUCAUCAUCUCAUCAGCCGUCUUCCUUCUCCUCUUCAUCGCCAUAUCUCUCGCCACAACCAUCGAAGUCCGCGCGCCCGUCCAAAAACUCAUACAAGCCACCCUUGUACAAGCAGCGCGCGUCAGAGAACCAAAGGGCUUUGGCAGCGCAAAAGCACGGCUGAACGAUACGGAGUUUGAUCGUGGCGAUGUCUGGCACGGGACCAGCAUCGUUUCUGGGAUUCCGCCUGCGGCAACGAGCUCGAGCACGAUGACGGAGAUGCAGGAGGGCAUGAUUGGGUUUACGCAAGCUCCGGGGGUCACGCUGAGUGCGAUUUGGAGUGCAGAAGGUGUUUUGGGACCACCGCUGGCAACAGCCUCGCCAUCUGCUAUUCCAGUACCGCGUCCUCUGCCCGCCCCCGUCAUGCCCGUUGUAGCCCUUACUUAUUCUGGUAACGGAGGUCCGAAGCAUUGUCGUGGCGAGCUUAUACAGAAGACGGUUUUUCCGCCGCCGCUUGAGCAGUGGAAGAGUGGGACGUGUGUUAAUCUCCCUGGUGAAGCACGGUGUGGUGUGUUCUUCUCUGGCAAAGGCGACAAUUGUGAAGCGCAGCUGUUUAAUAUGGAGAACUGUUAUAAUACGACGAGAACGUAUGUAAACACGGUUGUUUUUAUGCCGGAAGAAAGAGCUGUGGGCGCGCUUUGGCGUAGCAUGUAUGUGAGGUGUGGUGUUGAGGUUCCAGAGGCCAAGAUGUUGGAUCCGAGUAUAUUGGGUGACGCACUGAAGAAGCCUGGGAGCAACAAUGCAGGUGGUUGA
Messenger RNA from Plenodomus lingam JN3, 816 nucleotides. RefSeq lists its product as uncharacterized. The record is from RefSeq and is a predicted model, not a curated record. NCBI's taxonomy places the organism in Eukaryota, Fungi, Ascomycota, Dothideomycetes, Pleosporales, Leptosphaeriaceae.